Messenger RNA from Glycine soja, 1969 nucleotides. RefSeq lists its product as uncharacterized. NCBI's taxonomy places the organism in Eukaryota, Viridiplantae, Streptophyta, Magnoliopsida, Fabales, Fabaceae. Bases 209 to 1639 code for a protein of 476 amino acids. The record is from RefSeq and is a predicted model, not a curated record. The transcript has 6 exons.
AAGGAUUUUAAUAAUUUGGCCGAGAAGCAUAGCGAAAACUCGACAACUGUCACAAAAUCACAGAAUAUGUUCAGAUUGUUAACGCUUGCUUGUGUGUUCUGUUCUGCACCACCAAAUAAAUAAGCUUUCAACAACAAUCCCAAUUUUCACUUCACAAAGGAAAGGAAAAUCUUCUCUCUUCCCUAGGAAGGUUGAAUGAUUUGGAAAAAUGAGUUCUGGCAAUGUGAAGCCAGAAGAAGAAGCCCUAGAAAAGGAGAAUGUAGGUGUUCCUGUCCCUGAAAUUUCAGAACCAAAAGAGCAGAAGGCUGGAAGUAACUGCAAGGGAAUUGAGCAGAUUCCUUUGUCUGGGGAAAAUGAAGAGGAUGUGCUAGUUAAUAUAACUGGGAGUGGGUCCAUAAUUUCUGGUGGCAAGGCAGUGGAAGAUGCUUCUGAGGAUGUCACUGAUGCCACGCCUUGCAGUUCCAGUUCUUUUGGUGAUACAGAUUCUGGCUUAGAGGAUGCCUCAGCCUCGGCGUUCACCAAUACGGAAGUGGAAUCGCCUAUGUGUGAUGGUGAUCAAAGUAAGACUUCUCUAUGUAGGAAGAACAAGACGACAACAUCACAUUGGAGGAGGUUCAUUCACCCUGUUAGGUGGCGCUGUAAGUGGCUAGAAUUGCAAGUGAAGAAACUUAACUCUGUAGCACUGAAAUAUGAUAAAGAGCUCGCGGCAUACGAUCAUAGAAAGCAGCUUGAGUUUUCAAAGUUCUCAAUAGAUGAUCUUAAUGUCAAGUCAGUACCUAUAUAUGAUGGCAUUCACACAAAUAAAGUUAUGAAGAGAAAGAAACGGAAAAAAGCUGAAGAAAGUGAUUUAUCAUCAUAUGUGUCUAAUCAUAGUAUAUUCUCUUACUACGAGAACAAAAACCGUGGCGCUUGUAUUGAAGAUUUUCGUGGUGAUGCCUUGAGAGGUAAUGCAGAGAUUAAUAUUGAGGAGUUAAAGUUUAAUGAUAAGCUGCCUUCUGUUGAUCUUGAAGAUAAUGAUAAAGCCAUCAAAGACAUCAUUCAGAGGAUUGAAGAACUACAGUCACAAGUUGGGAAAUUGAAAACUCGGAUUGAUAAUGUGGUUAGUGAAAAUCCAGGAAAGUUCUGUUCUGUAACUCAAUUGAGCAUGAUUGGAUCAUCUGAUGGAUUUAAUCAUUCUCGCCAUAAUUCUGCUUCUUUUGUUGGAAAUGACAACACAUUUCCGGUUAGUUUUGUUCAUGCUUCAUCACAGCUUAAAUCUGAGUUAAACACAGAAGAUCUACUUUUGACUGAAAAUCCAUUACCAUCCCAGGACAGGAUAACUUCCUUUAUCGAAACGACUAUUAAGCCCCAGCUUGAGUUUCUCCAGGAAAAUACCAAGGAUGAAAUUCUUAUACAAAAUCAGGCAGCCAAGGAAGAGUUGCAUGAUUUUGAGAGUGUUAGAAAUCAGUUUGUGGAGAAAACCAAGAAAUCAGUUGAAGAGCAGAAACCCAUUUCCGCUGCUCAAGUCUCAGAAUCUGUCAUGGACACUGAGAAUGCUGUUCCUACUUUGAAAGCCGGUUCUACAUCGAACUCAAAUUUUCGUAGGAUAACAAAUAGGAGAAGGAAGAAGCCUGGUUCAAAGAGAUGGAAACGCAGAUAAUCUGGUUAAAGCUGAAUCUGGAUGCAAUGAUUGUUGUUUCUUUUGACAACUGCAGGAGCUGAUAAUAUGUCAAUCGUAAUGUGUAAAUUGUAGUUAUGUUGUGCAUACUUUUCUUACAUCGAGAAAUGAGUUCAAUUGUAUAUGACGUGAAUAAGGAUAGCAUGCUCACCUCUAUCUUUAGAGGAAGCUUUUGUUUUUUGUUACUGGAGAAUUCUUGUUUAAAGCAAUGCUGUUUCUUGAUUUGCUUGGGGAUUAUUGUGUCAGGAAUUAAUGAGUCUCUUCUCUCGUUGCCUAAUAUAUUAACUACAUAUCCUUUGAUGCUGUUUGACA